Sorex araneus (European shrew) is the source of this 1185-nucleotide messenger RNA. RefSeq names its product ladybird homeobox 1 (gene LBX1). The record is from RefSeq and is a predicted model, not a curated record. The coding region runs from base 7 to 852 and encodes 281 amino acids. Gene Ontology annotation, molecular function: DNA binding; DNA-binding transcription factor activity, RNA polymerase II-specific. Lineage: Eukaryota; Metazoa; Chordata; Mammalia; Eulipotyphla; Soricidae. Gene Ontology annotation, biological process: regulation of DNA-templated transcription. The transcript is spliced from 2 exons.
GCCGAGAUGACUUCGAAAGAGGACGGCAAGGCGGCGCCUGGGGAGGAGCGGCGGCGCAGCCCGCUGGACCACCUGCCGCCGCCCGCCAACUCCAACAAGCCGCUGACACCGUUCAGCAUUGAGGACAUCCUCAACAAGCCGUCGGUGCGAAGAAGUUACUCGCUGUGCGGGGCGGCGCACCUGCUGGCGGCCGCGGACAAGCACGCGUCGGGCGGCUUGCCCCUGGCGGGCCGCGCGCUGCUCUCGCAGACUUCGCCGCUGUGCGCGCUGGAGGAGCUCGCCAGCAAGACCUUUAAGGGGCUGGAGGUCAGCGUCCUGCAGGCGGCCGAAGGCCGCGACGGCAUGACCAUCUUUGGGCAGCGGCAGACCCCUAAGAAGCGGCGAAAGUCGCGCACGGCCUUCACCAAUCACCAGAUCUACGAGUUGGAAAAGCGCUUCCUCUACCAAAAGUACCUAUCUCCCGCGGAUCGCGACCAAAUCGCGCAGCAGCUGGGCCUCACCAACGCUCAGGUCAUCACCUGGUUCCAGAACCGGCGCGCCAAACUCAAGCGGGAUCUGGAGGAGAUGAAGGCCGACGUGGAGUCCGCCAAGAAACUGGGCCCCAGCGGGCAAAUGGACAUCGUGGCGCUGGCCGAACUCGAGCAGAACUCGGAGGCCGCGGGCGGCGGGGGCGGCGGCUGCGGCAGGGCCAAGUCAAGGCCUGGCUCUCCGGCCCUCCCCCCAGGCGCUCCGCAGGCCCCGGGCGCCGGGCCCCUGCAGCUCUCGCCCGCCUCCCCGCUCACGGACCAGCCGGUCAGCAGCCAGGACUGCUCGGAGGACGAGGAAGACGAAGAGAUCGACGUGGACGAUUGAGCGGCGCCUGGGCUCUGUCGCCGCCCCGGGCCCCUAGCGUCAGCACGCCUUGCAGCCUCCCGGACCGGACCGCCGAGGGGAGCUGGGACCUCCUCUGCAACUCCCGCCUCGCUCCUGCCCCAGGCCCGGACUGGGCUCCCAGCCGCCGCCUCUUCCCUCUCUAAGCAAUAAACCCGGGCUGGCCGGCCGGGCCGGCCGCCGCUCCCGGCGUCCGCCGCCCCGCAAGCCCUAGGCCGAGCAUUUCUGUUCGGCUUCUGUAUAAAUAUUUAAACCUAUAUAGUGGGUUCUUCCCACCGCAGCCUGACUUGUUUCCCCUUUCUUUUAUUUUUUAAA